AUGACCGCACGAAAAGCUGCGAAAAUCUACAACUGUGCCCCCUCUACUAUUACUCGACGACUUCAAGGAGUUACAAAAUCAAAAAGGCUCUCAGGAGCAAAACAACAGCUCCUAACGCCUAUAGAGGAACAAACCAUUGUGAAAUGGGUCAUACAAUACUACCAAUGGGGACUGCCACUUGGUUUGAAGCAAAUUCGUCAAUUUGCUACUGCUAUUCUCCUCCGAAAAUACCCACAGCCACAGGGUAGUGACCACCCUCUAGGGCAGUCCUGGCACAGAAGGCUGUUGAAUCGAAAUCCUCAAAUUAAGCGUGUUGUAGCACGUGGCCUCGAUCGAAUGCGCGCUUCUGCGACUCUCAAAAUAGAGACUCUUAACGAGUAUUUCGAACUCUAUAACUCCUUACGUCAGAAGUACAAAAUUGAGGCUGAAGAUAUAUACAAUAUGGAUGAAAAAGGCUUUUGUAUAGGCGCUAUUCAAAGGUCUUAUGUAUUUAUUCUAGUCACUGAAAAAGAGGCAUUUCUACGUCAAGAUGGCGAAUAUCGACUACUUAUUCUUGAUGGUCACGAAUCGCACUGUACGCUCGAAUUCAUCGAAUUCUGCGUUGAGAAGAAGAUUAUCCUCCUUGUGCUGCCUCCGCACACUACUCACGUGCUACAACCACUUGAUGUGGCUAUAUUUCAGCCUCUUUCGAAGUACUAUAGUGUGGAGAUCGAAAAUCACUCUCGAGAGAAGCAUUAUUGGCUCGAAAAGGACGAUUUUAUCGUCUAUUAUCAAAUUGCACGCCAAAAGGCACUACGAGAGCGUAAUAUUCUCUCUGCAUGGAGGACCACAGGGCUUUUGCCCUAUGACCCACAAGUAGUAAUUUCGAAACUAUCGAACAGGGCAGUUACUCCUCCUCCCACUACUCAAAUGCAGCUUGUCGUCAAUGGAUCCCCUCUCGGGUUACUCGUUGGCGCUAGUGACGAUUAUAUCGCUAAGGCCACUCAAGCUAUCAAAGAUAGUAUGAUAGGGAGCCCUGCAGAGCGCACUAUCAGAACGAUUGAGUAUCUCAACGCCAAUAAUGCAAUUUUGAGCAAAACGAAUGCUCAAUUGGUGGCCACGGCCCGUACUCGUCAACAGGUCAAAAAGGGCAAGCAAACGCUUGGUAAGGCGCGGUUGCUUGACAAAGAGGCCGCAGAUGCCAAACGGGCAGAGAUAGAGGCCAAGGAGGCUGCUGAUAUAGCACACAGAGUUGCUAUGGACCAAAAGAAGAAGGAACAAAUGCUCAAAAAGGCCCAGCAAGAGGCAGAAAAGGCAGAAAAGGCAGUCCAACGCGCCAUAGCCAAGGAUAUGCGCGAAAUCAAUGUAGAAAUGGCUCGGAUGGCCAGAGUCAAUCCUAAAUUGUUUACAUAA
Endocarpon pusillum Z07020 is the source of this 1392-nucleotide messenger RNA. RefSeq lists its product as uncharacterized. The record is from RefSeq and is a predicted model, not a curated record. Gene Ontology annotation, cellular component: nucleus. The transcript is spliced from 2 exons. Gene Ontology annotation, molecular function: DNA binding. Lineage: Eukaryota; Fungi; Ascomycota; Eurotiomycetes; Verrucariales; Verrucariaceae. The coding region runs from base 1 to 1392 and encodes 463 amino acids.